AUGCUGGGAGGAAGUGUGCACUCUUCCGCCCGGGUUUCGCUUUCUUGGCCUCGCUACAACUACACAACAACUAUACACAACUACCAUACACAACUAUACAAUAUGAAGCUGCAGAACACUCUAGUUUCUGCCGUAAUCGCUGCUUCGGUUGCCGAAGCGCUGGUCAUCCCAGCGCUGGACCAAGGUCGCGGUAGAGGUCAUGCCCUCGACCAUGGCCCCAACAACAACAACAAUGUGCCUGCAUUCAUGAUGCGCGCUGCCGCAGCCCCGGCCUCCGCCAUGGAGAUGGUCAAGGACGUUACAGACCAGAUCCUCGCCUACUACCAGCACGCUUCGCCGGCCUCUCGUGGCCUGGAGCUCGCAGCCCUGCACGACAACGGCGUCGGCACGGCCGACCAUGACAGGUACAUCAUCGUCUUCAAGAAGGGCGUCUUCAAGGAGCAGGUCGACCAGCACUUGAAGAUGAUGAGCGCCCUCUUCCGCAGGCUCAGCGAGGAGCAGCGUCCAGCCGCAGCUCCUGGCGCAUCCGCCCUCAGAGACGGCUUCGACAGGGUCAUGGACACCUUCGAGGUCGCAGGAGCUUUCAGCGGCUACAUCGCAACCGUCGCGAGCCCAAAGAUCGUCGACUUCAUUAGGUUGAACCCGCUCGUCGACUACGUCGAAAAGGACUCCGUCGUCCACUCCCUGGACGAAACCCAGAACAACGCCCCUUGGGGCUUGGCAAGAAUCUCCCACAGAGAGGGCUUGAACUUGGGCAACUUCAACAAGUACCUCUACGCCAGCAAUUCCGCUGGCAAAGGCGUCACCGCCUACGUCGUCGACACCGGUAUCAGUGUCAGCCAUCUGGAAUUCGGCGAGAGAGCCAAGUGGGGGAAGACGAUCCCAAUCAACGACUACGACAUCGACGGCAACGGGCACGGUACCCACUGUGCAGGCACCAUCGGUUCGGAGCACUACGGUGUCGCAAAGGGCGCAAACUUGGUCGCAGUCAAAGUGCUGAGAUCCGACGGUUCCGGAACCAUGUCAGACGUCUUGAAAGGUGUCGAGUGGGUCGCUUUGGAACACACAAAACAUCUGGAAGAGUCUAGAAAGGACAAGAACAGCAACUAUAAGGGUGCCACCGCUAACAUGUCCCUAGGGGGGGGUAAGUCGCCAGCUUUGGAUCAAGCCGUCAACGCAGCCGUAAAGGCAGGUGUCCAUUUCGCUGUCGCUGCAGGUAAUGAAAACCAAGAUGCAUGCAACAGUUCUCCAGCUGCUGCAGAAAAUGCUAUCACCGUAGGUGCCUCCACAUUGAGUGAUGACAGAGCAUACUUCUCCAACUACGGUAAAUGUGUCGACAUCUUCGCCCCAGGUUUGAACAUCUUAUCCACUUACAUCGGCACUAACGACGCCACUGCCACUCUGUCCGGUACUUCGAUGGCUUCUCCGCACGUAGCAGGUCUACUAACUUACUUAUUGUCGUUGCAACCAGAUAAAGGAAGUGAAUUCUACGUUCCUAACAGCGAGUUGACUCCGCUACAAAUGAAGAAGAAAAUCAUCGACUACGCAACAAAGAACGCCUUGGCUGACUUGCCUGCUGACACCCCAAAUAAACUGAUCUACAACGGUGGUUUCAACUCCACCGAUUUCUGGGCCAGCGCCGCAGCUCCACAAAGCCACAAAGUAAAGACAAAUCGCUACAGUCUAGGCAGUUUCUUAGACUCGAUUCAAGAUUCAAACAACCACUGGUUCAACUUCGACAAUAUGAACAUCUUUUAA
Messenger RNA from Tetrapisispora phaffii CBS 4417, 1758 nucleotides. RefSeq names its product proteinase B (gene PRB1). The record is from RefSeq and is a predicted model, not a curated record. Gene Ontology annotation, biological process: proteolysis. NCBI's taxonomy places the organism in Eukaryota, Fungi, Ascomycota, Saccharomycetes, Saccharomycetales, Saccharomycetaceae. Bases 1 to 1758 code for a protein of 585 amino acids. The transcript has a single exon. Gene Ontology annotation, molecular function: serine-type endopeptidase activity.